This is a messenger RNA of Pteropus alecto (black flying fox), 810 nucleotides long. RefSeq names its product YjeF N-terminal domain containing 3 (gene YJEFN3). Gene Ontology annotation, molecular function: NAD(P)HX epimerase activity. Gene Ontology annotation, cellular component: mitochondrion. Lineage: Eukaryota; Metazoa; Chordata; Mammalia; Chiroptera; Pteropodidae. The transcript has 6 exons. The coding region runs from base 1 to 750 and encodes 249 amino acids. The record is from RefSeq and is a predicted model, not a curated record.
AUGAGUGGCGCGGCUGGCCCGGAUUUGGCGGAGGUGCCGGAGGAGCGACGUUUCCUCAGCACCGAGGAGGCAGCCGCCCUGGAGCGGGAGCUUCUGGAGGAUUAUCGCUUUGGGCGACAGCAGUUGGUGGAGAUGUGCGGUCAUGCUAGUGCCGUGGCUGUGACCAAGGUGUUUCCCUUGUCUGCCCUCUCCCGGAAGCAGAGGACAGUGCUGGUUGUGUGUGGCCCGGAGCAGAACGGGGCUGUGGGGCUGGUCUGUGCCCGGCACCUGCGGGUGUUUGAGUAUGAACCGACCAUCUUCUACCCCACACGCUCACUGGACCCACUGCACCGGGACCUGACUACCCAGUGCGAGAAGAUAGACAUCCCUUUCCUAUCCUUUCUGCCCACAGAGGUCCAGCUCAUCAAUGACGCAUACGGGCUGGUGGUGGAUGCUGUGCUGGGCCCUGGCGUGGAGCCCUGUGAAGUCGGAGUCCCCUGCACACGUGCGCUGGCCACACUCAAGCUGCUGUCCAUCCCCCUUGUGAGCCUGGACAUUCCCUCAGGCUGGGAUGCGGAGACCGGCGGCGACACUGAAGAUGGGCUGCGACCUGACGUGCUGGUAUCGCUGGCGGCGCCCAAGCGCUGCGCUGGCCGCUUCUCUGGGCGCCACCACUUUGUGGCCGGCAGGUUCGUGCCCGACGACGUGCGCCGAAAGUUCGCUCUGCGCCUGCCUGGGUACACUGGCACCGACUGCGUGGCGGCACUGUAACCGCACCCGGCACCCACGUGGCUUGGACGCUCGCCAAUAAACAGAUGUCCCACCACCGCC